AUGAAGUUGAUAUCGAUGAUGGUAAAUCUUUUUUGCUCGAUUUCCGCGGCGCAUGCUGGUUUCAACGAUGUUUUUACACUUUCUUCUCUGAAAACCAGGCUUUGUAACCGACUGACGUCACCCGAAGCAAGAUUAGAUGCUGGAUGUGAACUGAAAGAAUCGAAGCUAGGGCCCGACUCUUCAAAAUCUAUCGAUCUUACGAAAAGCUUAUCUGGACUUGUAAAUGACUUCCAAUCUGUUCCAUUAAUGUUAAAACGAUUUAUUUAA
Molecule: messenger RNA, 267 nt
Organism: Oikopleura dioica
Lineage: Eukaryota; Metazoa; Chordata; Appendicularia; Copelata; Oikopleuridae
Source: the annotation of a GenBank genome assembly